UCGUUCGUUCUUUUCUCUCUUUGUUUGCUAAACAUGGUCGGAUCUUUCUGUCCGUAAAACUCCUAAAACUAACUGCUUGCUCCCUUAACCGUAUCUCAUUUGAUUUUCCACAACUCUCUCACACACGCGCUUGUUUGCUAUCUGCAACUUCAUUCCUCUCCAUCAACACAAAUUCAUCAGAAAUGAAUGCUGGCAACGACAGCCUUUUACCACAUUCUUCGUUGUAUUUGAGAAAUUUGCUGUAUCACGUUUGCUCUGUAUAAUUAAUUAUUAAUUAAGCUUGUUUGAAGGCCAGAAUAAUGGAGAAAGAUGACAGGAAGACAGCAUCUUCCAAUCCAAUGGCUGUCCUAAGUGCAUCGCAGAAGUACGCCGCCGGAGCACUCUUUGCCAUAGCCGUGCACCGCGCACAGAUCCACCAGACUCUCUUUGCCUCCCGAAAUAAUAAUGAUGAUGAUGAUGACGAUGAUGAUGGUGGUGGUGGAGGUGCAGGAGAGCACCUCUCUCAUGACGGUGGUUCCGAUUUGGCUUCUGAGGAGACUCAUGAGUGGAUUCAUCAUCAUUCCGGCCUCCUUCGUCCGAUUUUCAAGUUUCUUGAGAUCGAGAGCAAAAAGUGGGGCGAACUGGAGGAAUUAGCCUCUGCGGCUGAUUUACCUCGUGCUGGAUCUUUCGUAAAGCUACUCGGGGAAGAAAAUGGUGAGAAAUCAUCGGAAUCAGCCGAUGAAGUUGCUCUUGCAGAAGGAAUCGAUGCUGUGUCUUCCAAGGUGGAGAAAACCAGGGCAAAUUACGACGACAUGAAGGAGAAACAAACCGAAUGGGAGCAGGCGUGCCGGGAGAAGUUUACGGCGCCGGAGCCAGGGACAGAAUCAAAAUCUGAAGCAAGCGAUCCAACUGAAAGUCCGAAGCCGAAAACUGAUGUCAUUGCAGAACCUGUGGCUGAUCAUCCCCACCGAUGUUCUUCGAUCUUCGAUUCAGACUGUAAGCCGUUGGAAGAGGCGACGAUGCUCACCUAUCCGAGGAAGAUCACCGUUCUAUAUCAGUUGCUUUCUGCUUGCCUGGCUAAUCUUUCCGUAGACGGCGAUAAAUCCACGCCGGCGAGCAGAAAGGGAUACGACGCUAGACAUCGCGUCGCAUUACGGUUGCUCGCGGCAUGGUUCGAUGUCAAAUGGAUAAAAAUGGAAGCGAUUGAAACCACGAUUGCGUGCUCUGCAAUGGCUAUUUUAAAGGAGGAGGAAUCGAAGCAAGAAGACGCAUCGACGGACGACACGUGGGCUAAGUGGAAGCGAGGAGGGAUCAUCGGGGCGGCGGCAUUGACCGGAGGCACAUUGAUGGCGAUUACCGGCGGUUUAGCUGCGCCGGCAAUAGCCGCCGGAUUCAGUGCUUUAGCGCCUACAGUUGGGGCCAUAAUUCCGGUGGUGGGGGCGAGUGGAUGUGCCUUUCUUGCUACUGCCGCCGGCAGCGCCGCCGGAUCGGUGGCGGUUGCAGCUUCGUUUGGAGCUGCUGGAGCAGGACUGACAGGGAGCAAAAUGGCAAAGAGAAUUAGCGACGUGGAAGAGUUCGAGUUCAAAGCUAUAGGAGAGAAUCAUAACCAGGGACGGCUAGCGGUGGAGAUAUUAGUGUCGGGAUUUGUUUACGAGGAAGAGGAUUUUAUGAGGCCCUGGGAAGGGUACGAUGAUAACUUGGAAAGGUACGUGGUGCAGUGGGAGUCGAAGCAUCUAAUUCCGAUCAGCAAUGCUAUUCAGGACUGGGUGACAUCAAAAAUAUCUCGGGAAAUAAUGAAGCAAGGAGCAAUGAUGACAGCACUGAGCACGCUGGUGACGGCAGUGGCGUGGCCAGCAACGUUGCUCUCUCUCACUAAGUUCAUUGAUAGCAAAUGGGCAAUUGCAAUCGACAGGUCGGACAAGGCCGGGAAACUGCUGGCGGAAGUAUUACAAAAGGGGCUGCAAGGUCAUAGGCCUGUGACACUGGUGGGGUUCUCACUGGGAGCUCGGGUCAUUUUCAGCUGCCUCCAGACAUUGGCUGAGACCCAUCCACUCGAUAGUGGAGGAAUUGUGGAAAGAGUUGUUCUUAUGGGGGCUCCAGUACCAAUCUCAGACAUGAACUGGGAAACCACUCGAAAGGCGGUGAGUGGACGGUACGUGAAUGCAUACUCCACAAACGACUGGAUGCUUGGAAUCGCAUUCCGUGCCACUCUUCUGAGCCAGGGACUGGCUGGCAUUCAAGCAGUGGAGGUCCCAGGAAUCCAAAACGUUGAUGUGAGUGAAAUGAUCGAUGGGCACUCGGCUUAUCUUUGGGGGUCACAGCAGAUCUUAGAACAGCUUCAACUCGACUCUUACCACCUUCCCUACCAUCAUAUUAAAAUUGUCAAAUCCACUACCCGUAAUCAUCAUCUUCCUCACCACCAUCAUCGCACUAACACAAAAGAGAUGUUCAUGGAAAAUUUUGAUCCACUAAACCAAUCUGAUUCCCUUUUCAAAUCUUUCCAUUCAAAUAAUUAAUCAACUAUUUUUCUAUA
Andrographis paniculata is the source of this 2512-nucleotide messenger RNA. RefSeq lists its product as uncharacterized. Bases 300 to 2495 code for a protein of 731 amino acids. The record is from RefSeq and is a predicted model, not a curated record. NCBI's taxonomy places the organism in Eukaryota, Viridiplantae, Streptophyta, Magnoliopsida, Lamiales, Acanthaceae. The transcript is spliced from 15 exons.